Molecule: messenger RNA, 1366 nt
Organism: Brachypodium distachyon (stiff brome)
Lineage: Eukaryota; Viridiplantae; Streptophyta; Magnoliopsida; Poales; Poaceae
Product: ribosomal RNA small subunit methyltransferase E
Exons: 8
Coding region: 177-1061 (294 amino acids)
Biological process (GO): rRNA base methylation
Molecular function (GO): rRNA (uridine-N3-)-methyltransferase activity
Source: RefSeq, a predicted model, not a curated record
GUGGUUAAUUUGGGCGUUGGCUGUUCGAUAUCCUCCGAGAAAGCCAACGUUUACCUCCCGGCCUCCCGGGGCGCCGUUCCAGUUCCACCUCGCCCCGGAGCACCCGAACACCAGUGAACCCGUGCAGGCCCAGCUCGACUGCACGUAGCCAGGGCGGGCACACUGCAGCAGCAGCAAUGCCACCUGCUGCCAACUUCUCAUCCUUCUCGGCGCUGCUCCGCGGGCCUCCGCCGCCGACCCGGCGCCUCCUCGUCGCCGCCGCAGCCGCGCGCGCGCACAGUACCUCUGGGUGUAGCCGUGCUCGCGGCGGUCUGCCCCGUUUCCACUCCCCGUCUCUCCCCUCGUCCAAGGGUGAGGUGGUUCGCAUCCAAGGUGACGAGUUCUGGCACAUGACGCGGGUGUUGCGCCUUGGCGUCAAUGACAGGGUUGAACUAUUUGAUGGCGCGGGUGCUUUAGUAGAAGGAUCUAUACAAAAGGUCGAUAAGAAUGGAUCAGAUGUUGAGUUAUUAGAGAAUGCUAGGUCUAUUGCACCGCAAGGCAUCCAAUGGCAUGUCUUUGCUGCAUUUGGGACGUUGAAAGGUGGACGCGCGGAUUGGCUUAUAGAGAAAUGUACUGAACUUGGAGCUUGCAGUGUUACACCUCUUUUGACUGAAAGAUGCCAUACAAUAGCAGAAAAUAGGGUGGACAGGUUGCAACGUCUUGUGUUGGCUGCAGUUAAACAAUGCCAGAGAGUACACGAUAUGUCACUGAAGGCCCCAAUUGAGAUACGUGAUCUUCCGGCGAUUGUAUCACAGUCCAAGCUUGCUUUCUUAGCAUCAGCUGGCGCACCUCCUGUUUUAAGUGUUCUGCCUAAGCCCAGCAACGAAGAAAGUGGGGUUUUAAUUAUUGGACCAGAAGGAGAUUUCACAGACGAGGAGGUAAACGUUUUGAAGGCGGCUGGUGCGGUCCCUGUUGGUCUUGGUCCAUGCAGGCUACGAGUUGAAACAGCUACAAUUUCACUCCUAUCCGCUCUCAUGCUGUGGUCAGAUGCCCAUCACCAGGAAAUACAGCAAUGCAGGUAGUCGAUGUACAGUUGUCACUCAUGUGCUACUUUAUAUGCUCUAGUAGCUGUCCAUAAACUAUUAAAGUACUAACGUUUUUGGAAAUAGUCCAUUGGGUUUCAUGUUAUUUAUCAUAAUAUUUUUUUUUGAACCUGUCAAAAAACAUAUCGUCGAUACUGGUACAACGUGGUGGAAAUUAGAAGCAUGGCAAUUAGUAGUAGUGCACAUUGCCUGUGUAGACCCAGUGUGUUUAGCCUGGAUGCAUGUGACGAAUCUCGCCUAUGAAGACAAAAUACACAUAAAAUGAAUUUGUCCCAGUUUUGUCA